GUGAAACCCAAAAAAGCAGAUCACUUUAAAUUAUACUACUACUAUUUGGGUACACAAGUUGACAUCCAGUUGAAUAAAAUGCUAUAUCAUUGCCAGAAAGAUGACAAGAUCAUUGCCGUGUCGGUUAAAUAUAUUAUUAUUUAUUGAAGAUUCCGGCCUCCGGCCUCGUGCCGAUUAUAGAAUGUUCCUUCUUUCUGGUUUCCACUUCCCAAUUUCCAAACUUUUUAAAAAUACUGCAUCGAUUGGUUCCUCAAUGCCAUCCAAAUUCAUCUGAAACUUGAAAACUUCUAUUCCCAAAAAGGGUAAUAAAAAUGAGAGUUUUGGUGUGUUUUUGUCCUUCCCUGAUGCUGCUUUUGGUGCCAUGUUGCUUUGUAAAUGUUCUCCUUGUUUCCGGGCAAUGUCUUAGUGAUCAGAAAACGUUGUUGCUUCAGCUCAGGGACAGUUUAAAUGUACUGCCAUAUUCUCUUUCUACUAAGCUUGUUGGAUGGGAUAAGGAUACUGAUUGCUGUUUCUGGGCUGGUGUUACUUGUGAUUCAUUUGGUCAUGUCAUCGGCCUUGAUCUCAGCAAGGAAUCGAUCACCGGAGGCAUCGAUGAGGCAAGUAGUUUGUUUAAUCUUCGAUUCCUGCAGAGCUUAAGUUUGGCUGAGAAUUACUUUUAUUCAGGCCAGUUACCAUCAAAUUUUGGGAAGCUUACUUCAUUGAGGCACCUGAAUUUGUUUGCUUCCGGAUUUAACGGCCAAAUUCCAGGUGAUUUUUCCAAAUUGACAAGCUUGGUAAGUCUUGAUCUCUCCGGAAACGGUAUCCGAUUUGACAACCCAAAUCUUGAAUUCUUACUUCGGAAUCUCACAAGUCUUCGAGAACUGUAUCUUGAUAGGAUAGAUUUUUCAGCGCAGGGGCUCGAGUACUUGUGCCGGGUUUUGUCUUCUUCACAGCCUGAUUUGCAAGUUUUGAGCCUGUCUGGUUGUAAUCUUUCGGGGCCGAUUGACUAUUCACUAGCAAAACUCAAAUCCCUUUCUGUCAUACGUCUUGAUUACAACCAUUUUAGUGGCCCGAUUCCAGAGUUCUUUGCGGAUUUUCCCAAUCUUACAGACUUGAGCUUAAGUUCAUGCGAAUUGAGUGGAGAAACUCCAGAGAAAAUAUUCCAGGUACCAACUCUUCAAACUAUUGACUUGUCCGGAAAUUCAGAGCUUGGGGGUUCCCUGCCCGAAUUCCCUGUAGAGUCAUCGCUUCAAAAUCUGUUGCUAAGCCACACAAAUUUCUCAGGAAACUUACCAGAUUCAAUUGGCAAUCUCAGAAUGUUGUCCACAUUAGACUUGAGUGUUUGUAACUUCACAGGCCCUGUCCCUAGGUCAGUCGAAAACCUGGCUCGCCUCGUAAAUGUAGUCUUGUUUGCCAAUCACUUCAGCGGCGCAAUUCCAUCUUUUACCUCUUCCAGAAAUCUUACUACCCUUAACCUCCGAUCCAAUCAGUUUUCGGGUAAUAUUUCUUUCUUCCAAUUUGUAGCACUUGAAAAACUUGUGGAGCUUGACUUAAGUCAAAAUUCAAUCGAAGGCCAAAUCCCUGGAAAUCUUUUUUCUCUGCCAUCACUAGAGAAGUUGAUACUUUCAUACAAUAACUUUUCGGGUUCUAUUGCUAAAGUAGCUCUGAAGAAGUCUUCCUCACUGAAAUACAUCCAGUUGCUGAGUAAUGAAUUACAAGGUCCGGUGCCUCAGUUUCUGUUUCAUCUAGAAAAUCUUACUAAUCUUGAUCUUUCUUGGAACCAGUUUAAUGGAACCGUAGAUUUGAUCCAUUUCAGAAGUCUACCUCAACUUGUUUCUCUUGAUCUUUCAUAUAAUAGGUUGGUUGUUAACACAAACAGCACUUUUGCUGAAUCUUCUUCUCUUCCCCUAUUUCAAGAAUUGAUGUUAGCCUCAUGUGGUAUCGGAAACUUUCCCAACCUACAGAACCAGUAUGAACUUAAGCUGCUAGAUCUGUCAAGCAACCAAAUAACGGGAGAAAUUCCUUCCUGGCUAUGGGAUGUUGGAAAUGGAAUUUUUCAGUAUUUGAAUCUUUCUCAUAAUCAGUUGACACAUCUUCAAGAACCUCAGAAAUUUGUGUCUCUAAAAACUCUUGACCUGACCUCGAAUUUCCUCACGGGGCAACUUCCAGCAGACAUUGGCAAUUACCUGCCACAACUUGAAUAUUUCUCCAUCGCAAACAAUAGGUUCUCGGGUACUAUCCCUGCAUCACUGUGCAAUGCAAGUAGCCUUAGAGGAAUAAACUUUUCCAACAAUACCUUAAGUAAAAGCAUACCGUCUUGUUUGUUAAACACUAGUGAUCAUCUUUUCCUGCUCAACUUAGGAAGAAACAACCUCACUGGCAAUAUACCUGACAUAUUGAUGUCCAGAUGUAGUUUAGGGGCUUUGGAUCUGAGUUUCAAUCAUUUAGGAGGACAGGUUCCUUCAUCCUUAUCCGGCUGCAGAAGUCUAGAGGUUUUAAACCUAGGUGGAAACAGAAUAGAUGAUGACUUCCCUUGCUGGAUAAACAAUUUCACUCUCCUUCGCGUGCUUGUAUUGCGUGAUAACCGCUUCCAUGGAAGCAUCACUUGUCCUGGAAACAACUACAGCUGGCCAAAACUACAAAUUGUGGAUCUUGCAGAAAACAGAUUCAGUGGAACACUACCAGCAGUUCUUUUCUCGAGUUUGAAGGCAAUGACAGAAGAGGGAGAUGAUCCUAGUGUUCGGUUAAUUCAGUUGCAGUCUGAAGGCAAGGACAUUCUAAGUAUAUAUCAAGACUCAGUGACAAUUGUCAUUAAAGGGGGGAAAUGUGAGCUGAAUAAAGUGAUUAUCACGUCUAUCGACCUCUCCAGCAAUCAUUUCCAAGGAUAUUUGCCCAAAACACUUGGAGAGCUUCGAUGGGUUCAUCUUCUUAAUUUGUCACACAAUCACUUCACAGGACCAAUUCCACCGUCAGUCGGUAACAUGAAGAAACUGGAGUCAUCAGACCUCUCAUUCAAUCUUCUCAGUGGGAAAAUCCCACUUCAGAUUGCAGGUCUUACAUUCAUUUCAAUCUUUAAUGUCUCUUACAAUCUGCUGUAUGGACCGAUCCCGAAGGGUCCUCAAAUUCAAACACUUUCAGAAAGUAACUUCUUAGGGAACAGUGCUCUACAUGGUUUGCCCCUCAGUAUACCAAGCAAUUCACAUUCUCCAAAAGAAUCUCCAGUUCCACCACCUGAGGAUAAGGAAUCAGCUGUUUUCGAAAGUGACGUCUAUUUCAGUGCAGCAAUCGGAUUUCUUACCAGCUUGUUAGUCAUGUAUUGGUCACUUUUGUGUAAUAAGAAAUGGAGAAAAUGGUACAACAACCAUCUAAACAGAUUUGUUCUAGGAGUUCUGUAGGACUGGGUAGGUUGUGUAGAAUAGUCAGUUUUACAAACAUCAGUAUACAGUUUUAAUUAAUCUUGUUGUAUCUAGACUAGCGGUUUAUGUAGGACUGCAAAGGCUUGCGGUUUAUGUUGUGAGAUUCAUAUUGAUUUUUAUCAGCCUACACGAAUCAUACCAUAUAGCUAGGUUACGUAUACAUGGUGCCAGUUUUUUGGUCCAUGAUCUGCCCUUAUAUUGGAAGAUGACUUUUGUUAAUUCUAUGCUUUCAACAGGGAACAGAACUUGCUUCCAUGAGAGAAUCCGCAGUGAAGAAGGCAGAAUCAAUAAUUAAUGAAAACCUUCAAACUUUUCAUUGUGCAUUGGGCGGCUGCAACAUCAAAAUCAUUCAGCUUUAUAUGCUGCAUGAUCAUGGAGUAAGAGAAGCUUCCGGUGCUUUCAGCCACCCUCAGUACAUGAAGACUGAAAAUUUUCAAAAGCAAACAUUCUCAACUAUGAAAUUAAUGCACCUCGAUGAGAUGAGCAAAUCACAUAAAUGCAGUCCAUGAUAGUAAGUUGUGUAACAUUAUAGCAGCUGACAAAGUUGACGGCCAAAAGAAAAGGUGUUCAAGGCCUGAUUGAGGUACCACAGCUAGGCAGUUCAUAGUCUUUUCAACCUUCUCCGAAGCCUUUGCAGCCCUCAGAUAAGAACCUGUCAUAGAUUCAUCGUGCCAGGAGCAGUUUAAAGAUUUUAUCACACAGUUAUAUUC
Oldenlandia corymbosa var. corymbosa is the source of this 4105-nucleotide messenger RNA. Lineage: Eukaryota; Viridiplantae; Streptophyta; Magnoliopsida; Gentianales; Rubiaceae. The record is from the annotation of a GenBank genome assembly.